This is a messenger RNA of Lates calcarifer (barramundi perch), 3025 nucleotides long. RefSeq names its product fyn-related Src family tyrosine kinase (gene frk). Gene Ontology annotation, biological process: protein phosphorylation; cell differentiation; innate immune response. Gene Ontology annotation, molecular function: signaling receptor binding; ATP binding; non-membrane spanning protein tyrosine kinase activity. Bases 288 to 1856 code for a protein of 522 amino acids. The record is from RefSeq and is a predicted model, not a curated record. The transcript is spliced from 8 exons. Lineage: Eukaryota; Metazoa; Chordata; Actinopteri; Centropomidae. Gene Ontology annotation, cellular component: extrinsic component of cytoplasmic side of plasma membrane.
AUUCCUCAGCAGGUGCAGGUGAUUGGCACAUUGGAAAAAUGAACCGUGAACUUCCCCGCUCAGUUCUUUCACCUGCCCGACACUGAAGUUGUCGUCGUUUCCCGCAGUCUGUGUUGUUAGCUGGGUGUGUGCUGAGGUCAAAGACCACUGCUUACUGUGUCACUCCGCGAUUGUUAAAAUGACUCUUUAUUUUAUGGAAAGUGGAUCAUGAGCGAGGAGAAGGAAUUUCCCAAACUGUUUCCUUCAUUCCUGACGAAGAAUGACUUGCUGUGAUUGACGGCCGUACCAUGGAGAUCCAGAAGAGGUUUUCUACGUGUUGGCAGAGUUUUUUGGCGUGUUUUAAAAAACCGAGUCAGUCUGGAGGUGAGAAUGGGCGUGAGGGCAAAUCUGACACAGUUUUUGAAAACCGCGGCGCUGAUAAAAACACAGAUUCGGACUUUCGUUCUAAAAGAUCUUUACCGCCGCUACCAGCGGACAAAGCAGGAGAUUAUUACAUCGCCCUGUAUGAUUACUCCGCUCGCACUGAGGAGGACCUGAGCUUCAACACUGGGGACACUUUAGAGGCUCUGGAUAAAAGUGCAGGUGAAUGGUGGUUUGCCAAAGCCCUCACCGGAGUUUCAGCCUCCAAACAGGGAUACAUUCCUGCAAAUUAUGUGGCACCUGUGGAGAGUAUUGAUGCAGAACCAUGGUAUUUUCCUGAAACCAAAAGACUGGAUGCAGAGAAGAUGUUGCUGGCUGGAGGGAACCAGCAUGGCGCCUUUCUUAUCAGAAACUGUGAAAGUCAGAAAGGAGAGCUCUCCCUCUCAGUGCUGGACAGUGGGAGGGUGAAGCAUUACAAGCUGAAAAAACAGGACAACGGUCACUACUUUGUGUCCAGGACAAAAUCCUUUGCAACACUGAAGGAGUUAGUGGAACAUUACUCCAAACAGGCUGAUGGCCUCUGUGUACGUUUGGGUGAACCAUGCAAAAAGAUGGAGGCCCCACAAACUCAUGGUCUGUCCUACAACACAGUGGACCAAUGGGAGAUUGACCGUAACUCCAUCAAGCUGUUGAGGAAGCUGGGAGCUGGUCAAUUUGGUGAAGUCUUCGAGGGCCUGUGGAAUGAAACCACAGCAGUUGCAGUGAAGACUCUCAAACCUGGUACCAUGGAUCCUGAGGACUUCCUGAGAGAGGCUCAGAUCAUGAAGAGGCUGCGGCACCCCAAACUGAUUCAGCUGUAUGCUGUUUGCACCAUGGAGGACCCCAUCUACAUUAUCACAGAGCUGAUGAAGCACGGCAGCCUGCUGGAGUACCUCCAGAAGGAUAAGGGCACCACGCUGCGUAUCUCUGAUCAGAUUGAGAUGGCUGCACAGGUGGCAUCAGGCAUGGCUUUCCUGGAGUUACAGAACUACAUCCACCGAGACCUGGCAGCCAGGAACGUCCUGGUGGGGGAGAACAACAUCUGCAAAGUCGCCGACUUUGGCCUUGCCAGGGUCUUCAUGAAAGAGAAUGAGAAUGUGUAUGAAGCCAAAGAAGGCACCAAGUUUCCUGUGAAAUGGACCGCGCCGGAGGCCAUCCAUGACAACAAAUUCACUAUAAAAUCUGAUGUUUGGUCCUUUGGAAUUUUGCUGUAUGAGAUCAUGACAUUUGGCCAGAUGCCUUACCCAGCCAUGACGAACUACCAGGUGGUGCAGAAGAUUCCCCAGGGCUACAGGAUGCCAUGCCCUCCCAACUGCCCCAAAGUCAUGUAUGACAUCAUGAUGGAGUGCUGGAAGGAGAACGAACAGGACCGGCCCACAUUUGAGACCCUGCAGUGGAAGCUGGAGGACUUCUUCGACCUGGAUGUGACCUCAUAUGACGAUGCGGGCCGUUAUUAGCAUUAGCACGCUGAUCGGGCUGCAAAAUGUCGGAGGAAAGGAACAAACUGACAUGAAUACAAACAUGAACGUACACUGACAUUUUUUAUGAUGUAACAGACUAAAAUGGAAUUCAAAAUCCUGCUCACUGCAAAUGAAAGAGCUCAAAUGUUUGAUAUGCAUGUGAUAGAAUACUGUGACUUUUAUUACAGCAACAGUUGGUUGCGACACUCCUGGUCUUGCUUUGAGUGACAACUGAAUGCACUUUGAGACAGGCUGUAUGACGGUGUAGCCUAACUCUUAAAGCACACUUGACUGGAAGAGGCUUCUCUCAGCACAGAUGGAAAGCUGCCGUCUGUCCAUCUCGACAAACCAGUUCUUCUUGCACUCAGCAUAGCACGCAUUGUUUCCACUGGCUACCUGCUGAGCUAUUACCGGAAGGUACCUGAGAGAGGAUCUGAGUAAUGUUCACUUACUAGCUCAGUCAGUUUUGCUUGGUGUCUUAAAGAGUGAGACUGAGACUGGCAGGUGCUGUUAUCUCAGCCCAUUCCUGACUGCAUACGUACUGUAACUAUCAGAGAUGAUCUUAACAGGCAGCUGUCUUUGGCCCUAGCAGCCAGACAGGCCCACUAAAUGUUUAUCUCCUCGUUAUCAAACUCCUACCACUUUUCUUACAUUAAAAUGACUUCACUCUAGAAUCAAGUCCACGCUCUAAUCGAAACUUUUAAACAUGUUCUAUUCAGGCUAUUCACACUAUAACGUGCUACAAGAGAGCUAAAAGCAGAAGAUGGUGAGGGUCAGGUUUGUAUGGAGCCCUGUGGGUGUCAUGGGGGGAGAAUCACAAAGUCAUGCACACAAAUGCCUGGAACAUAACAUUAAUGCUGGUAAUCACAGUGGACUUAAUCUUAAUUCUUUUUUAUUCACUGGAUCUGUUAGAACUGUAGAGCUGCUCUCAGACCUGUGGCAGCAGAGAGCUGACCUAAUCAGAUGCUUGACAUAUUUACUUAAGUUGGUAACCAGGUAAAUUAUCUGAUGCUCUGAUGAUUCUGUAUAAUAUUUUUAGUGUCAUGAAGAAAAUCCUGUUAAUUGUGCAUUAUAACCAUGCCAGUGUUUAUAUAUAAUCAUACUGUAUUUUUAACAUAAUGAUACUUUUAUUCGUAACCAAAUUAAAUGAAUUAUAUUUAGUAUGA